This is a messenger RNA of Plectropomus leopardus (leopard coralgrouper), 11657 nucleotides long. It is a transcript of the gene ralgapa1, whose product is annotated as Ral GTPase activating protein catalytic subunit alpha 1. Gene Ontology annotation, molecular function: GTPase activator activity. The record is from RefSeq and is a predicted model, not a curated record. NCBI's taxonomy places the organism in Eukaryota, Metazoa, Chordata, Actinopteri, Perciformes, Serranidae. Gene Ontology annotation, cellular component: nucleus; cytoplasm. Gene Ontology annotation, biological process: positive regulation of GTPase activity; regulation of small GTPase mediated signal transduction.
AAGUGAACAGCGGAGCUAGCUAACCAGCUAGUUUAGCCUUCAAGCUGCGGACUGUUGUGGAAGGGAGGUGCGAUGGAUGGAUGCUUUACCCUGCUCCGUUUUACAAAUUUGUCCUAGCUAACCGGAAUGCGCCGGCAAAAUUUAACCAUUGAUAUACUCCGCGCUGUCGCGGAGGGCUGCUAAUUCGCAGCGCUGCGUUAAUAAAUGACCCCGGAGCUACGGUUUUUCGCUAUAGUUAGAAGAUUAACGCUAGCUGUGGCUGUUUAAGUGGCUACACAGCUAGCUCCUCCUUGCUGUCUACCAUCGCAUUCUUGUGUCUCCUGCCCCAGGAAUGUUUUCCAAAAAGCCUCAUGGAGACGUUAAAAAGUCAACACAGAAAGUGUUGGACCCGAAGAAGGACGUGUUGACGAGGCUGAAACACCUCAGAAUAGUCAUAGAAAAUGCAGAGCCUUCAGAGCUGAAACAGUUCUUCGACCUGAACUACUCCCAUAUCUACUAUGUCUUCUUUGAGAACUUUGUCACCAUUGAGGUCAGCCUCAAGCAAAAAGGUCAUAAGUCGCAGAGGGAGGAGCUGGACUCGAUUCUCUUCAUCUUUGAGAAAAUCCUCCAGCUCCUGCCAGAGAGAAUCCAAAGCCGAUGGCAGUUCCACAGCAUCGGGCUGAUCCUCAAAAAGUUGCUGCACACUGGAAAUUCUCUGAAGAUCCGUCGUGAAGGCGUGCGCUUGUUCCUGCUGUGGAUGCAGGCGUUACAGAGUAAUGCGGAGCGGGAACAGCUCUGCAUGUUUGCCUGUUUGAUUCCUGGCUUCCCAGCUCCACUCUGCCAUGGGACCCCACGCACCCUGGACACUCUGAUCAACCCACCGCUGAGUUUAGCAGAGACUCAGGUUACCCCAGAGGAGAUCACUCCAUUGGUUCCUCCCCAGUCAGGUGACAAGAACCAGGAAGACCUCACUGCUUACUUUUUAGAAGCGCUACUCAAAUACAUGGUAAACCAGGCCAAGUCUCUCGAGUGGCGUUGUAAAGAGAACCAUGAACGUGGUUUCAGCUUCCUCUUUGGUCACUUCAGGAAGUUUUACCUUCCUCACAUCUUCCCCAACUUCGCCAUGGAAACCAGCCUCUACAACCCAAUACUGGAUGUGCCUCCGAUGCGUCCUAAGCCCUACUACAGCGUGGUGCGCAGGGAGCAAGACGGCGGGGAAACAGUGUACUGUACCAAGGAGAGCUUCCUUCAGGCCCGAGUCAUCUUCAUCCGCUGGCUGGUUUCCUUCUGGCUUGAACCACGACCCAACACACACACACACAUCCCAGGAACAGAGGGAGAGAACGUCCCCAAGAACAUACAGCGAGCAGCAGCCGGACUGGCAGCUCGGUCUGUAGGCAGCUCAGAUGACAGCGGUGGAGGUGGGAUUCGGUCUGACAGCCACCUGGAAGGUAGCGGGUGCUCAUCUGGAUCAGGAGGAGGCAGCAUGGGGCUCUCCGGGGGUCCAGGGGCUGGAGCUGAGCCCGAACAAAGCCACUCCAACACGUCCACGCUGACAGAGAGGGAGCCCAGCUCCUCCUCACUCUGCUCCAUGGAUGAAGAGCAGCUGACUGACAUGGAGGUUGUGCGGAGAGUACUGACCAACUCCAGAACCAACGUCAACUUCAUCACUGAGAUCUUUAGACAGGCAUUUCUCCUUCCCAUGUGUGAAGCUGCAGCAAUGCGUAAAGUAGUGCGUGUUUACCAGGAGUGGAUCUCUAUGGAGGACAGGCCAGUGUUCAUGAAGGAGCCAGAGGAGGGCCCCUAUCCCACAACUGGCAGCCUGGAUUCAGGCUCUCAGCUCGGAGACAAGGAGGAUGAGGGAAUGAACAAAGCGGUUGACAGUGAAUUGCUGGAGUACAGCGUUCAUGCUGGAGUUCAGACUACGCUGCAGGUAUUUAUCACCCACUCCUCCAACGUUUUCCUGUUGGAGCCAGCCAACGACAUCAAGAUCCUUUUGGAGGAGCAUGUCGACAUGUGCAAGCGAGUCUUGAAUAUUUACCGCAGUCUUGUCAUGCAUGAGACCAUGGACCAGAAAACAUGGGAGCAGGUGUUACUGGUGCUGCUGAGGGUGACGGAGUCAGUGAUGAAGAGACCUCCAUCCAUCAUGCCCCAGGGCAAGAAGAAUAACACACUGUCAGGCAGACUGGCUGGACCCAUCUUCCAGACGCUGAUAGUAGCUUGGAUUAAGGGGAAUUUAAACGUCUACAUCAGCAGAGAACUGUGGGACGACCUCCUUUCUGUCCUUUCCUCUCUUACCUGCUGGGACGAACUGGUCACUGAGUGGUCUCUCACCAUGGAGACCCUCACCAAGGUGUUGGCCAGGAACCUGUACAGUGUUGAUCUGAACGAGCUGCCUCUGGACAAACUCAGUGAACAAAAACAGAAGAAACAUAAAGGAAAAGGUAUAGGUUCAGAGGGCCAGCGGCAGAUUGUGGACCGCUCUUUCUCUAAAGGCUGGAGCAGAGACCAACCAGGCCAGGCAGCAGCUAUGAGGCAGAGAAGCGCCACCACUGCUGGCUCACCAGGCAUCGAAAAGGCCAGAAGUAUUGUCCGGCAGAAGACUGUAGCCCUGCGUAGCUGCUCUACGGGGGACUCUCUGCUGUCCUCAGCCUUUAUCCGCAGUGCUAAGAGUGCUCCUGCUCUGGCUCCGCCUCUUCCUGUCCUCCUCCACCACCACCACCCUUUACUACCCCCCCUUGCCGACCAGCUGGCAGACCUUGAAGACCCGCCGAUUACGCUGACAUCCCGCACCUCUCGGAUGCGCCACUCCUCCCAGAGCGAUGAGGCCCCUCCCACCUCCUGUUCUGAGGUCUUCCAGGGAGUGGCCUGUGAUCUGGACGGCCCCACCCCUUCUUCCCUCGCACGGAGCAGCAGCGCCUCUGACAUCAUGGAGCCUUUCAUCGCAGAGAGGGUCAAAGGUGAAGACCCACAGAGGGAUCCCACUUCGAUCCCAACUCCCCCUCACCACCACUCCACAACUACUUCCUUACUGUCAGCCAACAGCCACGCAGCUCAGCCACCCCCACACCCCCUCACCUCCCCUUCUCCCACCCCUCUAACCUUCUCCAAUGGUGUUGUCCCCUCGUCCUCAGAGGGACAAGAUGAUGGUAGUGUUUAUGACCCGUUCUGGCAACAGACUGGGUCUCGAAGUCGAGGUUCUAGCACGGAUUGGGUGAGCGACUGGGAUUCCGCUUUCACCUUUUCAUCUGAAAAGGACAUAGAUGUAGAGGAGGGUGAAAUAGGGGCUGGGGUAGAGGAGGAUGAUUUAAUCUCCUCUAUUAGGGACUACCUCACAAACAAAGGAGGUGAAAGGAAGGAGGAGGCAGGAGAGAGAGAUAGUUCUGGUAAUUUACUAGAAAACACUGUUGUAACUUUACCUGUACCGGUGCAAACAGGGGUAGCAAGAACACAAAUGGAAUACACAGGGCAGGCAGGAGAGGCAAGAGAGGUGGUGAGAGAGGCUUUUAAAGAGGACAGACCGGUAAGUAAAUCAGUGAGACAUAGCAGUGUGGAUUCAGCAGAGGACGUUGAAGCAGAGCAGCGGAGCAUCUACGAGUGCCUGGAGCUGCAGUGUCAGUGGCCGUCACCUAAUGCUAGAGGGAGCGCUAGCUUAGAAAGACACACCGGGGAGAAAAAGGGAGGGAAUACAGGGAAAGGAGAAGGAAGGGAAGGGAAAUGUGAUAGACGGAGGGGCAUAGAAGAAGACAAACAGGGUGAUAAAGAGCCAGCAGCAAAUGAGAGGUCUAUUUUAAUAAGACAAGACAUUAAUGCAGUAGAAUCUAGCACUGAAUCAAAUCAAACUUCAGACUCAACUAAAGCCAAGAUGUCCCGUAGCAGCAACAAGAGGCACCACUCUGGGGGGGUUCACGUCAGCUUCCGACCCUCCACUGAGUCGGUCCAGUUCCACAACCCCCUCGAGAGUAAAGAGGCCCACUGGAAAGCAAGGCUGCGCCGCCUCAGUCACUUCCACACACACAGCCACUCAGCCGGGGAGAGGCCAGGGGCCGGAGCAGGGUCAGGGUCAGGGGCGAAGCUGGGAGCAGGAGGUGCAGGUAAGUUUGGCUCUGUGGCUGGGAUUAGCCAUAGAGCAGGGGCACAUGAGAAAUUAGCCUCUGGGACUGUUUCUGAUAACAGCGGGGCAGGAAGCACAGCAUUUGCGGGAGGCCUUGAAAGCAGGAGUGGAGGGGACAAAGACAAGCAACAUCCUGGAUCCUGUAUGGGAUCCAGCCUGGGCUCUGAGGCACACUCAGAGGUAUUAUCAAGCAGUUCAGGUGUGCGUGGUCGCUUGGGACGUUCCGCCUUGCGAUCCCGAGCCUCCCGCUCACGAUCCCAGGAGCCGGGCAGCACUGCGUCACGACAUCACCAGGGAGCCCUUCUUGGUGGCGUCUAUAAGACUGUUGUUCACGCUCUGUCUUCCAAGCCGCGGCCCCGAGGCCAGGGGUCAUCCCAAGGCUCGUCGCCACAGCGGCAGAGCCGGGCCGCCAUGGGUGACGCAUCGCUCAGAGACCUCUACUCCCAUGUCCUGGGCUACUUUGGGCGAAAGACGACGACGCCAGCCAACAAAGAGGAGGUGGUCCAGAAGGCUCGUCCAGUCUCCAGUGACGUAGGAAGUACCAACCCAAACUUCUCUGACCUGAUGGACGAGUUUAUCCAGGAGAGGCUGCGGGCCAAAGGAACAUCGGGUCGACGGGGCAGCAGCCCGGGAAGCCUGGAGGUUCCAAGGGACCUGCCGGAGCUCCUAGAGGCAGGUCAGAGUCCCGGAUCACGACCUUCAGAUGAUCUCCGUCCCAUUGAUGAUCCGGGAGUUCCCUCAGAAUGGACAUCACCUGCAAGUGCCAGCGGUUCUGAUGUCAUCAGCUCGGACAGCCAGUCAGACUCCUUUAAUGCCUUUCAGUACUCCACCUGCAAGUUUGAUAAUUUUACCUUCAGUACAGAAGCCUGUGCAGGAGGAGUUGGUUCUAGUGGAGGAGGUCGAGGAAGCUCUUUGGACCAGGAUAGCCUGGGAGGGGGCGUGGCCUGCGAUGAACAUGAAGUAGCAAGUUUGACGACACUCCACAUCGACUCCGAGACCAGCAGCCUCAGUCACACUGUCACUGUUACUGGUUCGGAGAGUGCAUCUCCCAUGCAUUCCCUCGGGGGCUCUCGCUCCCAGACACCCUCCCCUGCCACACUGACAGCAGAGCACACUGAACACACACACUCCCACUCACACACACACCUACAGCUGGACCAGAAGCUCCACAACUCUGUCCUGCAGACUCCGGAUGACCUGGAAACCAGUGAGUUCCCCAGCGAGGACUGCAGUGUCAUGGCAGGUGGCUCUCUAACUGGAUGGCACGCAGAUGUUGCCACGGUAAUGUGGCGGAGGAUGCUGGGUAUCUUGGGGGAUGUUAAUAGCAUCAAAGACCCAGAGAUCCAUGCUCAGGUCUUCGACUACCUGUGUGAACUCUGGCAAAACCUGGCCAAGAUAAGAGAUAACUUGGGCAUUUCUUUGGACAACCAGUCGUCUCCUCCACCCCCUGUUCUGAUCCCUCCCCUAAGAAUCCUCACCCCCUGGCUCUUUAAGGCCACCAAGCUGACGGAGCGCUACAAGCAAGGAAAGCUUCACGCCUACAAGCUGAUCUGCAGGAUCAUGAAGAGACGGCAAGAUGUUUCCCCAAACACAGACUUUCUCACACACUUCUACAACAUCAUGCACCAGGGACUGCUGCACCAAGACCAGGACAUUGUGAACACCAUCAUAAAGCACUGCAGUCCCAAGUUCUUCAGUAUCGGCCUACCUGGAGCCACCAUGUUGAUCCUGGACUUCAUCAUUGCAGCUUCUAGAGUCACAGCCUGCUCAUCACUCAAUGCUCCAAGAGUGGAGGCCCAGAUCCUGCUGGGAUCUCUGGUGUGUUUUCCCAACUUGUAUGAGGAGCUUCCAGCCCUCCAUCCCACCACAGCUGACGUGGUGCUGACCAAGUUCCCUGACGUCAAGGAGCACAUUAUCAAAACCAUCCUGACCUCUGCCAGGGACGAACCCUCAGCUCCCGCUAGGUGUGUGGCUCUGUGUAGUCUGGGUAUCUGGCUGUGCGAGGAGUUGGCUCACGGGACUCAACAUCCACAGAUUAAAGAUGCUCUGAACGUCAUCUGCGUCACUCUGAAGUACCCCAAUAAGAAUGUAGCACUGGUGGCGUCAGACAUCCUUCACCUCCUGAUCAGUCAUGUGGAUCAUCUUAAGAAAUUCCCCCCUGACACUCCAAAGAAGAUUGUAGAGAUUUUGAUCGCCACCAUCACACACUUGCUGCCUACUACCGAGUCUUCUCCUCAUGAACUGGAUAAAAGGCUGGUAGUGUCCCUCCUGUUGUGUCUGUUGGACUGGGUGAUGGCUCUGCCUCCAAAGACACUUCUUCAACCUGUUCAAACACGAAGUCCUCCCGAGAGGGACCAGCCCACCAAGACUCUGCUCAGCUGUAUUUAUAAGGUGUUACAUGGCUGUGUGUAUGGAGCCCAGUCUUUCAACAGUCCCAAGUAUUACCCGCUGCAGCUGUCGGACCUGUUGAGUCCAGACUACGACCCGUUCCUGCCAUUAGAGAGCCUCCGAGAACCAGAACCACUGCACAGCCCGGACUCUGAGCGCUCCAGCAAACUGCAGCCUGUCACUGAAGUUCGUAGCCGUAUUCAGCAGGGCCUGGUUUCCAUCGCAGCAAGAACAGUUAUCACACAUUUGGUCAACCAUCUUGGUCAUUAUCCAAUGUCUGGAGGGCCUGCUACUCUGUCUAGUCAGGUGUGUGAGAACCAAGACAACCCGUUCUGUGAGAGCGCGGAUCUAGGACCAGAGCUUUUCCAUUCACCAAACCUACAGUUUCUGGUUCUGAACGGCUCCACACUUCUCUCCGUCUAUCAGAUCCGCUCAGAGUCUGGUGUGCCAGGAGGCGGAAUGACGGCUGGUCUGUCCUCUGCUCCCGCUUGCGUUCGAGUCAUCAUCCGAGACGUAGCUGGAAAACACUCCUGGGACUCUGCCGUUCUCUACGGGCCUCCACCAUGUUCCCCAAACAGCCCGACACACACAUUUUUGUCACACACGCAAUCGCCUCACAGUGCAAAUCUUCAUUUACACACUCCACCAGGAGGUCCACCCAAAAAGAUGGUAGUGAAGAGAGAAGACAGCGCGGAGGAGGGGCAGGAGGAGAUCGAGGCUGAAGAGGGAGGAAGAGGGAUGGAGGGUGAAAGGCAAGGGUUUCAGGGAGAGGGGGAGGAGGAAGGAGAAGAGAGAAAAGUCACUGAGGAGGGGAUGGGAGAUCAGAGAGGAGGUGAAGAAGAAGGGGAACAGGAGGAGCAGGAGGAGGAGAGCAUAGAGCAUAGGAUGGAUGGGGAGGUGGAUCGAGGGGAGUCGGCCUUGGAACAGCUUCUAGCUCCGCCAUUGGCUAAGCGUGUUUGUCGGGAGGCAGUUCCAGCAUGGGAUGCACUGAGGGAGGGAGACGACGCACUGGACGAAAUGCUGCAGUACCUGGGAUACUCAAGUCCUGAGUGUCUACAGAGAGCAGGCAUGCCGCUCAACAUCCCGGCCCCUCCACCAGCGUGUGUUUCAGAAAAGCAAGAGAAUGACGUGAUCAACGCCAUCCUGAAGCAGAGCGCUGCUGAGAGAGAGUUUGUCCUUCAUAGAGGUGAGGAGCUGAACAUGAGGGCAGUGCAGCAGACUGAACCAGAGACUGAGACACCACAGUCGGCCUUCUACUACUGCAGACUACUGAUCAACAUACUGGGACUCAACUCCUGGGAGAAGAGGAGUAACUUUCACUUGUUGAGAAAGAAUGAGAAGUUACUGAGAGAGCUGAAGAACCUGGAUUCACGGCAGUGCCGUGAGACUCAUAAAAUAGCAGUAUUUUAUGUAGCUGAGGGCCAAGAGGACAAACACUCCAUACUAACCAACACAGCAGGAAGCCAGGCUUAUGAAGACUUUGUCUCUGGACUGGGCUGGGAGGUGGACCUCACUACUCACUGUGGCUUCAUGGGAGGUCUCCAGAGAAAUCGCAGCACGGGCCAGACUACGCCUUACUACGCCACCUCCACCACAGAGGUCAUCUACCACGUCUCUACCCGCAUGCCCCACGACCAGGACCACAACCUCACCAAGAAGCUCAGACACCUGGGUAAUGACGAGGUCCACAUUGUUUGGUCGGAACAUUCCAGAGACUACCGGCGAGGGAUCAUCCCCACUGAGUUUGGAGACGUGUUAAUCGUCAUCUACCCCAUGAAGAACCACAUGUACUCCAUCCAUAUACUUAAAAAGCCAGAGGUGCCAUUCUUUGGUCCGCUGUUCGACGGUGCCAUAGUGGACAUGAACAUUUUGCCCACCAUGGUCAGAGCCACAGCGAUCAAUGCCAGUCGAGCUCUCAAAUCCCUCAUUCCCCUCUACCAGAACUUCUAUGAGGAGCGAGCCCGCUACCUAGAAACCAUCGUACAGCACCACCAGGAGCCAACCACAUUUGAGGAUUACGCAGCACGAGUCUACAGUCCUGCUCCCUGCACGCACCUGCCCUCUGACACUGGCUCCUGCCUAGAGAUUCUUCGGGGAGAAAGUCCGGCUCUUGGGGAGGCCGGGAGCGACUCGGCGUCCCCCAUGUCCCCUCGGACUAGCAAGAGCCGCAUGUCCAUGAAGCUGCGGCGCUCCUCUGGAUCGGCCAAUAAGACUUAAGAUCUCUAAAUUACACAGACCAUGUCACAAUGAUCAAACAAAAGUUUUUCUCCAGAGUAAAUUUGGUCAACAAUUGCACUUAAAAGUACAGUAAAUUAAACAUGACACAGAAAAUAAAUAUACUGUUGUGGAGAAAUUCACUUAGAUACUUAUUUCCAGCAGGACGCGUGGUGGGUGGUGUUCUCAGGAAUGAGCGUAACCAUCAGGGCUGUCAGUAGAACUUCAGCAGAAUGCUUUGUCACAAAGUUGUAUUCUCAAAAACACCCGUAAUAGUAUUUUGUGGACUAUAUUACACUGUAAGUUUGUUUUGAAUUGCUCACAGCUGCUGCAUUUAUCCUUGGCUUUGCUCUAAAAGAACCCCCUCAGAACCCAGCGCUGCAGCAUGCUGAUCUUUGCCACGGUAGAAGUGCAGCCUUAGCAGCGCAGUAUUAGUUCAUUUAAUCUGUGCCAUGUUAGAAAACUCCAGUGUAACCGGGACUGUAAAAAGCUUAAGUGUGCCACAUUAUACACUGUCCUUUUUCAGAGAGCGCGUUCAAUGAUAUCAAACUGCAGAACAAAGAGGAAUAAUAGCAGAGGUUGGACAAUGGAUGCUUUGGGAAAUCUGUAUAUUUGUACUAUAGUCGGUCCGUGUGUGUACAGACAGAAUCAUGAGUUUUGAUAUAAAAAGGAUGAAUUCAGAGUGAUUGCAUCUGUAGUGCUGCAUGGAGAAGCAAGAUAAGGUCUAUUUUUGCUCUGAGUACUGAAUUAGGCUGAUAAAAAGAUAAAAGCAGAGGUCAGUUUCAGUCCUCAUAAAAUGUAAAUAGUAAUUGUUUGCUAACAAUAAAACAAAAACUUUAGUCGUGGGUAUGCUCUCAAGCCAAAAAUGUUCCGUUUGAAUCCAGAAGAAAAUCCAUGCUUGAACUUGUGGGACUGAAAGCGGACCGUUUGAGUAAAGCGGUGUGAGAGUCAGUGUUAAAGUAAGGAUGGAAAGUACAGGAGAGAGAAGCGCUUUCUAGAAAAUGAAUAGAGAAACUGAUCAAAGAGGAAGCACUUGUUACAUAAAGUUUCGUUUUUUGUGCUCAUGCUGUAAAAUGUGGACAAGCACUGAUGUUCAUUUCAUUUAUUUUCUUUGUUUUUCUUUUUGUUUUAUUUUUUAAAUUGACUGUAAAUUGUGUUUUGACCCGAACAAGAAUGUUGCUGUAUUUUUAAGUUCAAUGUCACUCCGUCAUCUGAUGCAAUGGAACCACAGCUUUUCUUUAUCGACUCUAUAUUCUGUAUAUCUAUAUAUGUAUGAGUAUAAAUAUAUAUAUAUAUAGUAGAUAUAUGAAUAUCUAUAAGGAUAUGUACAGUGUGAGGAGGCUUGUUGUGUAUAUACUGUAAUGUGAGAAUAGCUGCCAAAGCCAAACUGUGGUUUAAAUUAAGACCACAUAUCCGCUUAAAAUGGGUUGACACUACAAGAUUUUAUGCUUUUCAUAACCAGUUUGCACUUCAUUCUCUAGGAAUCUAAAGGUAAUUUCAUUUUAGUGCUUUUCUGUACUGUUGAUACCUGAAACCUUGUUAACACAGCCAGAUUGAGGAAGUUUCAGGCUGUCAGUUUUUUCCUCGUUUUUCACCUUUGACAUAUUGCUAAAUGAGUCUUUUGUGGCAGGUUUAGUUAUGGACUAUAAUUUUCAACAUGGUAGCGGUGGCAGAAGGAGGAAAAACAAAGUGUAUAAAAGAGAGAUGCUGUAGAAGCAAGGCCAAAGAGGGACAGAAAGGAGAAACGUCAACUUUUCACUUAGAUAUGAUGGUUUGUGCUGCUUCUUUUUUUUUUUUUUUGUCUUCUUUUACUCUGCUCUUAAAUUUAGACUCAUCCUCAGUUCCAGUUCUGGAUGGAGGGGAUCCGCAUGUAAUUACAAUCCAGAAAAUUCAACACUACCAUUUGUGUAUUCAACCUCUUCAUUUUAGCACUUUGUCAGCUCAGCUCACUGUAAAAAAAGGUUUUAACUUUAAACAGUUAGGCUGCCUCAAAAUUUAAUGUCCACUGAAUUUAAGAAGACAAGGUGAUUUUUUUGUGAUUCAACUUGCCUUCAAUUUAGUCAACUUAAAAAUUUAAGGUAGCCCACGCAUCAUUUUUUUUAAAGUUAAACAAAUUGUUGGGGUUUUUUGUUGUUUUUUACAGCGCUCAGAUAAAACUGACAAGGUUUCAGAUUGGAUCACAUCGUUUAUGUACUUCAGGUUUUUCUUCACAAACGGUCACAGCUGUGUUUCUCCGGGGCUUAUCAGGAUUAAACGUUCUUCCAUUUAGUUUACACGCUGGCUUGUUUGCCGCGCGUCUCCAUUAACUCCCUUUUCCCUGUCCUUAGGAAAGGAAACAUAAAUACAUAAAGGUCUUUAUUUAAGAAAUACAGGUCUGAGCUGAAAGGUUUUGCAUCAUGCUCCACUGCUUGAAGAAAGUGUAUUCAUGACUGCGUUUUCUGUUACUGUUUGAUUUCAGCCAUAGAUUCUCUGUAGAGAGAAAAGGGAUUGUUAUUAUCAUUAUGAAAUCUUUUUUUUUUUUUACCCCUCUGUGGGGUUGAAAUUGUUAAUCAGUGUAAAGUGAGGUCAAAUCCAUGUUGUGUUACUUUGUAUGUGAAUAUUUGAAUUCAGCUGAGUUGUCCCUCUAAUUUAAUUAUUGCUGUUACAGUUAUUAUUGCUGAGUUUGAAGCACCAUUGGAUGGUGGCGACUUGUGGUUUUGUAGCCCCGCUGCACUCUGGGAAUGAUCUGUACAUGCUGUAUGUAGACCUCCUGUGAGUCACCGACUGCGUCUCGAUUCACUCGCUUACAUCCUGUAAACACUUUGACAACCUGAUCCUGCAAUGUAAAAUCUGACAAGUUGAUCUUACUUAAAAUAAUAUAGGAAACCAAUUACCUUGAAAAGGGGAAGUAAAUAUGACUAUAUAUAUAUAUAAUUUUUAAGUUUACUUAAGAUUUAGUUGUAUUUGCUCAAUUUUGUGAAGU